AUGUGCGGAAUCGCCCGCCCCAGCACCGGCCACCGCAUCGCCGUCAUGUUUCCCUCCGCCAGCUCCAAAUCCAUGAGUCCGUAUUCUCUAUUCUUCCGAGAAAUGGACGCUGGGACUAAAGCCGUCUUUCGCAUUGAGGACGCGAGCACUUUUGAUGUUUUCAGGGGGUGUAGGGGGAUUGAUUUGCGGAUUGAACGAUAUGGAGAUCUCACAUCAGCACAUAUGACCCCCCCACUGCACCAGUUCCGGUUACAGCCGUGUGGGAAGGAUCGUGCCGAGAUGGAGUUCGAGCUACCGGAGAGACUGGAUCUGGGGGUGUCGGAGACGGGCAUCGUUGGACGACAGGUCACGGUGAUGGUUGAGGGCCAGUCGUCCGUGGGGGUUGGGACGGGGAUUGUGGGGUUUGAUUGA
Messenger RNA from Aspergillus nomiae NRRL 13137, 411 nucleotides. RefSeq lists its product as uncharacterized. Lineage: Eukaryota; Fungi; Ascomycota; Eurotiomycetes; Eurotiales; Aspergillaceae. The coding region runs from base 1 to 411 and encodes 136 amino acids. The transcript has 2 exons. The record is from RefSeq and is a predicted model, not a curated record.